UGCUGGUUACUAGCUUCGCUUUCGUCCCAGUUCACCUAAGCGGGUGCUCUUCCUCCGCAAGCCGUUCUAGGAAUUCGCCUGCUUCCGCCUCAGGUCCCUUGCCUUCCUUUCUAAGCUUUCAUCCACUGCACCGCCCCCUGCGUCCCGCUCCCUCCUAGCUGACCCAGAGCUAGAGAUCUCAGCCUGUGUGGAGAGGUUGUUGUGGAAGCCACCUGUAAUUCAUCUACCAGAUUUAUGGAGGAGCCUACAAAUGGUGGAAGUCAUUCAGAAGAACUGUUUUCCCAUUUUAAAAUUAGAUUGGAGAGAGAACAUGUACCACAGCACACCAGUGAAAGUCAUCUCAGCUGUGUAAAGCAGGGCAUCCUAAAUGUAAAGACUGAGUUGGAAGCAACAUUUAAGGAAGCCGAAUUGGCAGCCUUUUCUAUGGAAUUACUUUUACCAUUAUUUAAGGACACCGUUGAAGAAAUUAGUUUUGAAAAUGCUGAUCUUUCUCCAUCCAAUUUGAAGAAGAUUUUUAAACAGAAGGAAAUAUUAACAAAAGAAUUAGAUACAUUUAAACGCGCAAAACAAGCUUUAGAACAUCUUCUUAGAAAGCCAGAAUACCAACAAGUAGAUGACACAGAUUUAUCCAGCAUGUUAGAGAAGCUAAUUGAUAAUGAAAGUGAAAAUACUGAUCUUAAGAAGAAGGUAGUUGAAAAGGAGGCCUAUAUCCAAGAACUUUCUUGUUUGUUUCAGAAUGAAAAGGCAAAUGCUUUGAAAGCCAACCGUUUUGCACAAUCAGUUAAAGUCGUGCAUGAACGACUACAACUCCAAAUCCAUAAAAAGGAAGAGGAGAAUGACAAAUUAAAAGAAUAUAUAAAGAGCUUAGAGACCAGGAUAUACCAAUGGAACUUGCAAUUGAAAAAGAAUAAGCAUGAGACUGUAGCAAUGAAAGAAUUGAGUAGGCAAAAAACUAGUGCCCUGAAAAAGGCAUCUAAAAUUUACAAACAAAGGCUUGAACACUUUACAGGAGACAUUGAAAACCUUACUUCCCAGAUUCGAGAGCAGGAAGCCAAGUUGUCUGAAGCAAUUUCAGCUUCCAAUGCCUGGAAAAGUCAUUAUGAGAAAAUUGUAAUAGAAAAAACUGAAUUGGAAGUUCAGAUUGAGACAAUGAAAAAGCAAAUCAAUAAUCUUUUGGAAGACCUGAAGAAAAUGGAGGACAAUGGAAAAAAUUCAUGUGAAGAGAUUCUUAAAAAACUUCAGUCAAUUGAAUAUGAAAGUGAAAGUCUGAAUCUUGAGAAUACAAAAUUAAAGACAACACUUGCUACUUUGAAGGACGAGGUUGUUUCUGUUGAAAAUGAACUCUCAGAAUUGCAAGAAGUAGAAAAACAGCAGAAAACACUCAUUGAAGUAUAUAAAACUCAGAUACAAAAGUUGCAAGAAGCAGCUGAAAUGGUGAAAAGCAGAUGUGAAAAUUUGCUAAGUGAAAAUAACCUAAUAACAAAAAACAAAAAUAAAAAAUUAGAGAAGUUUGAUGGAAAUCACAAUCUUCUGACAAAGCUUUCUCUGGAAGAAGAAAAUUAUCUUAUUCAGUUGAAAUGUGAAAACCUUAAACAAAAAUUAGAACAGAUGGAUGCAGAAAAUAAAGAGCUUGAAAAGAAGCUGGAGAACCAAGAAGAAUGUCUUAAGCAGAGCAAUCUUCAGUUUAAAGAGAAGUCUGCAGAGUAUACAGCAUUGGCUAGACAGCUGGAAGCUGCUUUAGAAGAAGGGAGACAAAAGGUUUCUGAAGAAGUAGAGAAAAUGUCAUCUAGAGAGAGGGCUUUACAAAUUAAAAUACUAGAUCUGGAAACUGAGCUUAGAAAGAAAAUUGAAGAACAAAACCAACUUGUUUGCAAAAUAAACAGUGAGCUGGAGACUCCAUGAAAACAAAUUUUUCAUUCCCAAGUGUGUGAAAAAUUGAAAUCUGAAAGGUUCAAAAGUUGAAUGAUUUUUUUGACGUGCAAUACUAGUUUAAUUUUUAUCACUUUGAAUUUAGCACAGGCCUUCUCUUUAUUUCUAAACUUGUUUUUUUACUCACCAUCAGAGUUGCUGAUACUGUAAAUACAUGUUUUUUGUGUGUAUUUAAAGCUUCUGAAAAAAUAAAAUAAGUACACUAAGCUGAGAUGGGUUUUGUUAUAAUGCUCCCAGUACUUGGCUAAGGCUGCCAGAAAUGAAUAGAUUUAAGAUUUAAUGUUUUAUUAAACCUGAUAAUUUUUACAGUAGUGAAAAUCUAGAAUUCUAAGCAUAGAUUUAGACAUUGCUGAAAAAUGAGUUUAUGUAUCCUGUCCCUUCAAGGGGACAGUUCAGGGGGCAGUUCAGUGUUUGUUUUUGUGUACACUCCUUAGCUGCAGUUGAACCGUGGCACCCUGAGAGCCUGUCUCCUGACUGACUAUGCCCCGGGUCUCCCACAGGGCCCGGUCCACAGCAGCAGGCCUCCGCAGACUCUCUGCCCAGGUGUUCCGGUGGGGGGCAGAGUGGAUGCACAGGUUCAGGCCGCCCUUCCUGAAGCCUGAAAUGAGAUCGGAGUCUUAUGUGUUAUCCUGGAACAGAUGCACAUUUUGCAUUCUACCCAACAAUAUGUGUGUUUGUAAUAGUAUUUUCCCUCCAAAAUGUUGAGUAAAAUUGAUGUUCCACAAAGA
Messenger RNA from Phyllostomus hastatus (greater spear-nosed bat), 2657 nucleotides. It is a transcript of the gene ODF2L, whose product is annotated as outer dense fiber of sperm tails 2 like. Lineage: Eukaryota; Metazoa; Chordata; Mammalia; Chiroptera; Phyllostomidae. Bases 235 to 1902 code for a protein of 555 amino acids. The transcript has 16 exons. Gene Ontology annotation, biological process: negative regulation of cilium assembly. The record is from RefSeq and is a predicted model, not a curated record. Gene Ontology annotation, cellular component: centrosome; ciliary basal body.